UACAGUUUAAUCGUUGCAUAGUCCAUUUUAGUCAGGAGGCUACUUUUAGUUGUAAUAUUUAAUUUUUAGAUUUGAUAUCCUGGCCAUGCAUACAUUUGAUCAUUGCAUUUAAUUGUUUCAAAGAUGUCAGGGAAGAAGAAGAAGAGCACUAUUUCAUGCUUUGCUCUCAAGGGUCAGCCUCCUAAAAAGGUUGCCAGGUCAGAGGAGGAGACUGUGGAGGAGGCAGUGGAGGAGAUAGUGGUGGAGUUAGAAGAAGACUCACUAGAAACAGGAAGAAAGAGAGGAUUGUCUGGAGCGGCCACUUACAGGUGUUCUUUUAAGAAUGAAUGGACAAUCAAAUGGCCAUUCAUUACAUUAGGUACCACCAGCUCUUACUACUGGUGCUCUGUCUGCAGACAAGAGAACUCCUGUGUCCAUCAAGGCGUGAGGGACGUAAGCAGGCACAUCGAAAGUAAGCGACAUCGGGCCAAAGAACAGGCUCUUAACUCGGCCGGCAGUGUUGCACAAUUUUAUACUCCACUAGCUUCUGAGAUGAAGGUGGCCGUUGCAAUGGUGCAGCACAAUGUGCCAUUUGCAGUUGCGGACCAUAUCAGUCUGUUGUACAAGGAAUGUUUUAAAGACUCCCCCACGACUCAGAACGUCAAGAGUGCCGGCACCAGGACAGCGUGCAUCAUCAACAAAGCAGUGGCACCACGUAUUAGAAAUGGAUUGGUGACAAAGAUGAGGAAGAAUCCCUUCACACUUGUCACUGAUGGCUCAAAUGAUACAGGACUAGAGAAGAUGAAUCCCAUCACUGUAAGGAUAUUUGACACCACCAAAGUUGUCCACAGAUUUCCGGAUAUGUGUACCACCAGUGGACGAAGCUGUGGCACAGCUGAAGUUAUAUAUAAAAAAAUCAACGAUGUCUUGCGGGAAAAUAACAUACCUUGGAGAAAUUGUGUUGGUCUGUCAAUUGACAAUGCACCUGUAAAUACAGGUGCCAAAAAUUCCAUUUCAGCCAGAAUGCUGAAGGAAAAUGACAGCAUUUACAUACAUGGAUGCCCCUGCCAUAUCAUUCACAACACUGCCAGACAGGCUGGACAGCGGUUUUUGGAAAUAUCUGGAUUUGAUCCAGAGGAUCUGGCUGUGGAUGUUGGAUACUGGUUUAAGGGAAGCACCAACAGUAAAGGCUACUCAGCAGAAUUUUGUAACUUCCAUGGAAGCGAAUACAUGGAAACGCUGCCGCACAUUUCAGAGCGAUGGUUAAACCUGGAAACCUGUGUUACACGCAUUCUGCAGCAGUAUGGGCCACUCACCAGCUAUUUCAAGUCUUUCGAUGAGAAACAACCAAGGUUUAGAAGGCUGGUGGAUGCAUUUUCCAACCCUUUGACUGAAGUCUACCUCCUCUUUUUCCAAGCUACACUGCCAGUGUUCUCUACACUGAACCUCCUCUUCCAGAGAGAAAAAUCCUCCAUAUUCCAGCUCCAUGGAGAGAUGACAACGUUCAUCUUGGAGUUGUGUGCGAGGUUCAUGAAGCCAGCAGCACUACUACAGAGCCGACAAGUCCAUGACAUCCACUACAAGGACCCACUGAACCAACUGCCGGGAGAAAAGCUGGAUGUUGGCUUUACCACCAGAGCUACCCUCAACAGGCUCCUUGAGGCUGGAGACCUCACACCUCAGGAGGUUCAUCAAUUCCAGCAGGCAUCACUGGCAUUCCUGGUCAGGGCUGUGGAGUACGCGAUCAACAAACCCUCCCCUGAAGGAGGCCCUUCUUCAGCAUGCAAAAUUUGUUGAUGUGCAGCAGAGGGCUGAAUGUGGCAUGGAAGAUGCCCUAUACUUUGUAGACAGGCAAGGGUUUCAACAUAUUGACCAGAUUAAGUUUGAUG
Molecule: messenger RNA, 1868 nt
Organism: Solea solea (common sole)
Lineage: Eukaryota; Metazoa; Chordata; Actinopteri; Pleuronectiformes; Soleidae
Exons: 7
Coding region: 124-1776 (550 amino acids)
Source: RefSeq, a predicted model, not a curated record